AUGGCUCAAUCCGUCCCACCAGGAGACAUCCAAACCCAACCCAAUGCGAAGAUCGUCUUCAAUGCUCCGUACGACGACAAGCACACCUACCACAUCAAGGUGAUCAACUCGUCGGCCCGUCGUAUUGGAUACGGUAUCAAGACCACCAACAUGAAGCGUCUCGGAGUUGAUCCACCAUGUGGAGUCCUCGACCCAAAAGAGGCUGUUCUUCUCGCCGUCUCUUGCGAUGCUUUCGCCUUCGGACAAGAGGACACUAACAACGACCGUAUCACCGUCGAGUGGACCAACACUCCAGAUGGCGCAGCCAAGCAGUUCCGUCGUGAGUGGUUCCAAGGAGAUGGUAUGGUUCGUCGUAAGAACCUCCCGAUCGAGUACAACCCUUGA
This is a messenger RNA of Caenorhabditis remanei, 384 nucleotides long. RefSeq lists its product as uncharacterized. NCBI's taxonomy places the organism in Eukaryota, Metazoa, Nematoda, Chromadorea, Rhabditida, Rhabditidae. The transcript has 2 exons. The coding region runs from base 1 to 384 and encodes 127 amino acids. The record is from RefSeq and is a predicted model, not a curated record.